Molecule: messenger RNA, 495 nt
Organism: Striga asiatica
Lineage: Eukaryota; Viridiplantae; Streptophyta; Magnoliopsida; Lamiales; Orobanchaceae
Source: the annotation of a GenBank genome assembly
ACUAAUUCCGACGGCGACGAUGAGGUCUUCUAUGUGAGAAGCGCCGAGAGAAAUCGAUAUGGAUAUCGAUGGUCACCUCACUGGCUUGCACCGAUGCCAGGGAGAUUUGCUCGAAAUCCUUAUUAUUCUAGAAAUCAUUGUUAUUCUAGAUGCUUGUACCGCGAGGAAAAGCCUUCUGCAAUUGUAGACUGGAAAAUCCUUAUUAUUCUGGAUAUGCUGGAAAUCCUUAUCAUUCUAGAUGCCCGUGCUGCAGUUAGUAUGUUGUCUGUCUCUGGAAUUCGACACCAUAAAGUCCUUUUUCCCGGUGGGGCUCCGGCGGAGACGAGCUCCUCGGCCAUGGAGUUUCAAGCCGUCCAAUUUCCUGAUUUUCUCUCGAGAAACAGCCGCACCGCACUAUUACCCAGGCUAUCGUUGCAGUCGUUUCAAGAUCCAGUCUUGCUCGCCACCUCUCCCCUAGGGUUUGAUGGUUGGACAAAGAGCGGCAAGCAGCAGGCU